UUAAAAGCUCAAACUAUAGUUUCAGGCAAGAUACACGAACGAGGAAAAAUUUCUUUAAUAAAGAAAAACAAAGUGUCUGUUUUAUAACAAGAAACAAAAUAUCUCAGCUAAUCCUUAGGCCUUAUCGAUUUCGCAGGAAAUCCCUGUAAUAGUCUCACAAAGCUGACUGCUGCCUUUCUCCACGAUUCUUGUGUUACAGCAGCUUACAAUUGAAAUAAGCCACAAAUUUCUGUGUAACGUAUGACCCGAUGGAGUUACUCUUACAGUCUUGUCUCACUCGACAAGGCCGUGUAGGAAAAAGACGCAAUUAAAACAAUAACAUAAUGAACCCGAAUAUUUGCCCAGUAAAGUACACUUUUAGAUGCGUUUAAAAGAAAAUGUCACUCACUAAUGCCUUCCAACGAUAAUAGUGACUUGUAUAGUGUCCCAUUUAACAGCCUGAACAAAUGCAACACUUUGUAUCACAAAGUGUUCUGACAGCUCUAGCCAAUUUAGAAAUUUGUAACAAAUGCCAUUCCUGUCAUCGCGUGCUUCGAUGUACCAAUGAGGAGGCGUUGUGUUACGUCAAAGAGGAAAGCGAGACAGCAUCUAAUUGGUAGUGAUUGACAUCGCCUAGAGUUACUUAUCUAGUGGUGUGGCCCAUAAACAUCAGUCUGCUCAUUUCCUCGUACCAUUUACUUCAUUUAGCUGACUUUCAAAAGUCAAUUCGCAAAGCAAGAGUUUCGACGCAUCAUCACAACCGAAGGCCGGAGUAGAAAGACCAUGCUCCAUUCGCCAAACGUGACAGCACCUUUUACAGUCCGCAAUCUUUUAAAUUUACCAGAAUACAAUCCGGUAAGUUACAAAGAAGCUGGUCCAGUCGAAUGCUUGACACACAUGACUUCGGUCCACGUUAUGCCAAACAAGAAUGAGGAAAAUGCAAACAACGGGCUGCCAUUACACGAAAAUCAUCAUCCGAACUUCAUAUAUCCAGAAACGCCGAGAUCGAUGUACCUAAAGAACGACGUAAACCACCAUGCGAAUCUAAGCGGAUCGCACGCUCAUAUUCUCGAGCCCCCGUGCCCUCCAGUGUCAAUGGAAUCACAGUUAAACAACAAGUCAGAAAGCCAAGAGAUCACUCAAGAGCUUCAGCAUACACAACACACUUCGCCUAACGCCAACGAGAUGCAUCAUCAAGUCACAAAUCCCAGCUUAGCCACAACCGAAGUGCCCAACAAACAGAAACGUAUACGACGGAAACCACGAGUCCUGUUCUCUCAAGCGCAAGUCUACGAGCUAGAAAGGCGAUUCAAGCAACAAAAGUAUCUAUCGGCACCCGAGAGAGAUCACCUUGCAAGCAUGUUAAAACUUACAUCCAACCAAGUAAAGAUCUGGUUCCAGAAUAAACGCUACAAAUGCAAGAAGCAAGCGCUUGAAAACAAAGCGCGGACGGCCGGUAUGGAAUCUUGGUAUGGCCUGCCGCCAGAACCUCGUAGAGUAGCCGUGCCUGUUCUCGUACGAGAUGGCGAGCCGUGCUUGGGAAGGGAACCUUAUGGUUUAAAUAUGAACAUGAAUAUGAACAUGAACUUCGCCCCGCAUUACAUGAACAUGUACCCACCACCGCAGAACAACCAUUUAGCAAACAGAACAUGGUAACUGUAAAGUCUAACUUCGCGAUAAUCUAAGAAACAAGCAUUUCCUAUGACAUUGCAAAGCAGGACAAGAAUGAACAACUCUUAUCAAUGACACUAAACAGAGACGCGAGAUAUUUAAAAUUUUCUGGUGAAAGUAGAAGAAAGAUACGAGUUACAUUAGCCAGAAAAUAUUCUAGAAAGCAAAGAAAACAAUAAUAUUUAGACGAUAUUUUUAAGAAAAAAUGCCGGCUACCUUUAUCGUGUAAAUUAAGAAAAGGUAAGAAAUGUUAAUAAUUAUUGAUAAGUAAGAGUUAAACACUGUACCAAAAGCAUACAUCCAAUCGCUCCAUGUACACAUUUUGUAAAUUUCGUUUAUGUAAGCCUGUUGUGUGAGGCGCUAAGUUUGCCACCUUGCACUGAUAAAUUUCACACGGAAAGAGGGUGUAAUAUUUCAACAGAGAUAUAUUUCCCACAGACGAAGUCAAAGCAUAAAUUUAUAAAUAGGAAAAAUAGACGAAUUAAGAUAUGUUGGGCGUCAUAAGCAAAAUACACGUGCGACACUGGCAAAUUUAAUAUCGGAUGAACACGAACAUAAUAUAGAUCUGAAGUUGACAUCAUUUCACAAUAUUGAACAUUCGUUUAAGAAAGAAUUAAUUCAAGAAAACUUAAAAUACCACAGAAAAGUAACUAUCAACAAGAUAUUUUCUUCUUCUUUUCCUUUUUUUUUUGAAAGAUAGCAGUUCUAACUUCGUGCCUUCUCAUAUCUAUUUUUCAUAAGUGAGGACCAGCUUUGGAAUUAGGCUGUCAAAACCUAUGUGUGAAUUUUGGCGAUAUCUUGAUGAUGAGUCCAAGAUAAGCAAUCAAGUAACUGAGAACUUGUCACAGCGUAACUCGUGCGUGCAUGGUUUUAAUGUUCACCUCGAGAUACAAGAAUAAUUAACGAUAAAAGCAGACAGAAGUUGCUUUGAACAGGAACACCGCGAGUAUAAAGAUAGCUUUUAAAGUAAUUACAUUCACUAGAAGUUAAUUGGCGAUUUAUGGUACACACAUUGUGAAAAGAAGCCAAGACCAACAAGAGAUUCAAAACACAAGGCUAUUAUAUUAUGUCCAUUAAGAUAUAUAUGUUCCGUGUCUCAAAUAUGAAGAUGAAGCCAGUGUUUUUAAAUCUGCUGGCUUAUGUCAGCUGUUACAAAAAAAAAACGGGUCAUCCUUUCGUACUAUUGACGCAAAUAUUUUUAUUUUUGGUUUAUUUCAACUAGUUCUUUUUAAACGAAUAAAAUUUUAAACCGAAAGGA
Molecule: messenger RNA, 2908 nt
Organism: Pocillopora damicornis (cauliflower coral)
Lineage: Eukaryota; Metazoa; Cnidaria; Anthozoa; Scleractinia; Pocilloporidae
Biological process (GO): cell differentiation; regulation of transcription by RNA polymerase II
Cellular component (GO): nucleus
Molecular function (GO): DNA-binding transcription factor activity, RNA polymerase II-specific; RNA polymerase II cis-regulatory region sequence-specific DNA binding
Source: RefSeq, a predicted model, not a curated record